Miscanthus lutarioriparius is the source of this 456-nucleotide messenger RNA. Lineage: Eukaryota; Viridiplantae; Streptophyta; Magnoliopsida; Poales; Poaceae. The record is from the annotation of a GenBank genome assembly.
AUGAGCAAAGCAGGCGGCGGCCCCGGCUCGGCCACGGGCCCGACGGCCGCGGCGGCCGCGGCCGCGGUGCAGAAGCGGAAGUCGCUGCUGCAGAAGGCGGACGCCGACGUCUCCAGCCUCGUCUACAAUUUCUCCUCCCUCAUCAACAUCGCCCGAGUCAACGAUCCGCCAGUGCGCAACUCGCAGGAGGCCUUCCAGAUGGAGACGCGCGCCGCCCGCAUGGUACAUUCAGCAGACUCUCUGUUGAAAUUAGUGUCGGAACUUAAGAGGACAGCCAUCUUUUCUGGGCUUGCUUCAUUGAACGAGAAUGUGGAUAGGAGGAUAGAAGUGCUGGGUCAGCAAGCUGAGGGAACUGAGAGAAUGCUGGAGAGGAUUGGGCAGGAGGCAGCAGCAAGCCUCAAGGAGCUAGAGGCACACUACUACUCAUCUGUUGUGCGGUCACCAUCCUAUGAUUGA